Messenger RNA from Pimephales promelas (fathead minnow), 2207 nucleotides. RefSeq names its product claudin 23-like (gene cldn23l). Gene Ontology annotation, cellular component: membrane; bicellular tight junction. The record is from RefSeq and is a predicted model, not a curated record. Gene Ontology annotation, molecular function: structural molecule activity. Lineage: Eukaryota; Metazoa; Chordata; Actinopteri; Cypriniformes; Leuciscidae.
UGUGUGUGUGUGUGUUUGAAAAAAGGAUGGGGGUGUAUGGAAAGCCUCAUAUACAAAACUAGAGAGAAUCUGAGAGUGAGGGAGAAAAAAUGACAUAAAGCAGAAGGAUUCAUCUCAGAAUGAACAAAAAGAGCAGCUGAAUGAUCAUUCAUUCUUCUCCAGAGAGGUAAGUGGAUAACAUCUCUGCUACUUGUGACUCCAACAGAGAAACAGAUGACCGUAACAUCUCCGGCAAACGCAAAUUCAGGUAAGGAUAUAAGGUCAAUGCACUUAUCUUGCAUCUUUGCUUUCUAUUUAUAGUGUCUGCUGUGAGUCGUUUGCAAAAGCCUGAUCAUCCUUGUCAUGAUGAUGGACUGAGUUAACAAUUUUUUUCUCCAUAAAAAACAAAGCUCGACUACUGUGUCUCUGGUCACACUGUCAUGUUGUUUUUCCAGAUAUUUAACAACUAGUGCGGUUUGAAGACAGACGCCAAAGGUGGCAGAUGCUUUCACAAUGCGAGUUGCCUCAUUUUGUUGGUCUUUGCCGGUGAUUUCACGCUUAGCAUCGUCCUGAAGAGCUGAACAUCAACAAAGACACGAUGCAAACUCCAGCGUCCAUGCUGAUGGGAGUGGUGUUCGCACCCUUGGGCCUUGUGCUGAUGUUCACCGCAGCGAUCACCCCGCAGUGGAGGGAGGGUCAUGCGCGGCUUGGUGCGGCAGGGCGGGGCGGAGCAACGGAGCUCCUCCUACUCCGCUCAGACGGCCUAUGGGAGAGCUGCCUGCAGGUAGUGCACUCGGAGGUCAAAGAGUGCUGGCCCGUGUCGGGGUCCUACCAGCGGGAUGCUCGGGUUCGAAUGGUCCAGGGGAUGGUGCUGUCGUCUCUCUUCCUGUGCGGUGCGGGGAUCGUGCUCGCCAGCGUGGGGGUCCGCUGCUGGACCGAUAUCCCGCUCAGGAGUGUGGCGGCAGCCGGUGGCCUGCUGGUUGUGCUGGCAGGCGUGCUCAGUUUGGCUGCGUUAGGGGUGUAUACUCGGCAUCUUUCGAAGCUGGGGAUCGAGGUAGAUUCAACUGUAUCGGAGACGCAAGGACUCAACGUACACAAGCCACCCCGGCUAACGCUACACCCGGCCGGGUCGCUCUACUUCGGCUGGGUGGGAGCUUGGGUACAGGUGCUGGGAGGGGCCGCACUACUUUUUGGGUUCAAAAGCAUGAGGUGUUCAUUCCGCCAUAAUCAGAGACUCAAAGACAGUACUGAGAUGUAUGAGGUGAACUGUUAGAUGGGCCGAUCAUUUAUGAGAGAUGAAGAGACUCUUAUGGUGUUCAAACACAUUGAGAUUGGCUAUGUUCAGACUGCAAGCGAAUGUGGCCCAAAUCCAUUUUUGUUUUUUUUGUUUUUUUGCUUUGCUUAUUUGUGACUCACAUCUCUUUUUUUCAUGGUAGUGUGAACAGCACAAACCACAUUCAAUCUGAGUCCGAUUUGUGCCACUUCCACGUGUGGUACUAAAUCCGUUACAGGCAGAUGUUUUGCAAUGCGACCUCACUGAACAGUCAAAUUGGAAUUCAUGGAACUUUUGCAUCGCUGAGGUGACCAAACUCGGUCCUGGAGGGCCACUGCUGCAGAGUUUAGCUCCAACUCCGUUUAGCCUUAAAAUACCUUCCUAGAAGCCUUUAGUUUUGUUCAGACCUUUAUUAGCUGGUUCAGUUGUGGUUCUUUGGGGAUGGAGCUAAACUCUGCUGGACAGUAGGCCUCCAGGAGCAGGAUUAGACAGCUUUGUUGCAUAAAAUAAUGUUAUGAAAUUGAUUUAAAUCAAUUCGUCUCUAGAGCAACAUUCUUCUCAAUUCUGCACUCACACAGAGGUGUAGUGGUAAAAAAGAGGUGGGUAAACUAUAAAUUCUGGUGGACCACGACGUGGUCACCAGGUAAGGUGGGCCACUGCCCACCGGUGUCCGGAGGGCUUGACAUUAAGCCUUUUCAUACUUAAAUUCUCUUGUCAGAGUAAAAAAGUCGCUCGUCCGGAAUUUUUAUUUUUAUUUUGUGUGUGUUCAUUUAUUUUGAAACAAAAUUCUCAUCUUUAUUCAAUCAGCUUUGAUAUUUAAAUCACCAUAUUGUAAUAUCUGCAGCUUUAAAGGGCAUCCCCUCCCCCAAUAUCAUUUAAUGUAUGCUUCAUCUUUCAUUUUAAAUUCCUAAAUUUGAUCAAUAAAUUCAAUUAUUUCGAAUAAUAAGACACUAUG